This is a messenger RNA of Parnassius apollo (apollo), 1305 nucleotides long. Lineage: Eukaryota; Metazoa; Arthropoda; Insecta; Lepidoptera; Papilionidae. The record is from the annotation of a GenBank genome assembly.
AUGUAUUCGUUUUUAACUUUACUUUUGAUGUUAGUGUAUUACAUUACAAUAGAACAUCAUUUUCUAUCCGUUAAUGAUAACAAGAAACCCGUGUUGAUGCCAUGGAUGGGGGUAUUGAUUUAUAAAGCAGAUAAUCAGUCAGUAGAAGAAGUUACUAAUAUUGUGAUGAUAGAACAUCGAGUAGCUAUAGGGAACGCAAAAGACAUUACAGCCGUGGACGAGAAUUCACUAAUGACGUCUGCUAGAGCAAUGUUUUACACCACGAAAGGUAGUCAAUGGUCUUGUGGCAUUAUUAGUUACCUAUUGCAUCCUGAAUUCAAGCAAGGUUUUCUGAAUACAAUAGUUAUCCUAUAUUUGGAUAGUGUUGAUGAUCCUUAUCUUUGGAAACCAAUUAUUUUCAUGGGUAAAACUAGGGAAAUCAGCAAAUGGAGUAAUGUCUUCAGUGUCGGAUAUACAGACCGUGACAUGGUUCUGAAACAAGAAAUGUUUGCUUUAGAGUAUAUUAGUCGAACGACGUGCGAGGAAUUUUAUAUAAAGGAGGAGAUAAAUUUUGAUUAUCUAUGGCCUACGAAUGCAGUGUGCUACAAAGUCUUAAGCUCCAGGAAGACGUGCGUAAAUAAUGCGGGGAUGGUUCUGGCCGGAAAACUCACUGAUGGAUGGGUUUUAAUGGGUUUAAGUACUCAUGGACCAGGAUGUUCAUUGCCAGCAAGAUAUAUAAAUAUAUUUCCUUACGUGAGGUGGAUAAGAGACAGUACUGGAGUGACAAAAGCAACUCGACGGUCUAGUUACUAUCACAGUGCCAUCCAAAACGUGUAUGGAUUUAAAUCGUUUAUUGAUAUGUUCUUCAAGAGUCUUAGAGACACUUCAAUAGUUCUGAAACCUGAAUUGGCGAAUAAAUCUGAAAAGCUAACGGGCUGCUAUUAUGACACAGAUUAUAAGACACUAAUAUACAGAGAGACUGUCAUCCUUAAGACGUAUAAUCCUUUAGCUAUUGGUACAUAUGCCCUUUUAUUUUUCGAUAUGAACUUCGACAAAGUUACGUGCGUUCAGCUUAGUACGGUAUGCACUGCGAAGAGCGACACGAAAUUGUGGUUCUAUUCACGGGCCCACACGUCACAGGCUAUGAAGUUUGCGAAAACUUAUCUGGCAAGAAUAAAAGAAAAAGCUAGACUCGACAGCUACUUGAUGAUCAAUGAUCCGAAGUUCAUCAGGAGCAUAGAUAAUAAUCACUUGCAAUUUAGGUUCUCUUUCUCAAAAUUUGCUAAGAUUAAGGUGGCUUACUACGGGAAUUUAAACAGUACAUAA